Paramuricea clavata is the source of this 684-nucleotide messenger RNA. NCBI's taxonomy places the organism in Eukaryota, Metazoa, Cnidaria, Anthozoa, Malacalcyonacea, Plexauridae. The record is from the annotation of a GenBank genome assembly.
AUGACCAGGCGAAACAACAGGUCGACGUAUGGCUCUACAUGGGUGUGGGGUACUGAAGGAACUGGAGCUGCAUUUGCAAAGACGAAAAUUUUCUCUUUGGCAGCAACUGGGUUUGGUAAUUUUGUUAUGCACACAUCCGCUUCACAGACACAAACAGUCAGUUCAUCUUCUUCUAUUCAAACAUAUUCUCCCUGCACAACGUCAGCCGUUAGUUGUGUCGUUGACCCAUCUAAUUGUAAUCUUAUACGAGAAACAAUUUCAGCAGGACCAACAUACGCUCUCUCAUCGGUUUCUACCCACCUGCCGCUUCCUGACAUACCGUCCCAAGCUGGAUCGUCAUUGUCUGCGCAGGUACAAGAUAUAUCAGCCUCGUCAACUAUAAAUCGUCCGCGUGACAUCGUCGUCCAACAAACACCUCACCCCAGCACAACGUCAGUAAGUGGCUUUGUUGUUGAUCCACCGUGUGCUAUUACACUACAAACAACUUCUAUUGUAACAACACAAACUGACGUUCCUUCACCUGCUUCCACCCAAAGAUCGCACCCCAACGUAACGUCACAGGCCGGACCUUCCACCAAGUCAUCAUUGCCUGCGCAAUGCCUGCAGGGAAUACCAGUUCCAACAUCAAGUCAUCCUCGUGCUCAGCCAAAUGUGUCGUCUGAUACUGCGAAUUUUCAAGGUUAG